This is a messenger RNA of Carassius auratus (goldfish), 888 nucleotides long. Its product is annotated as ribonuclease inhibitor-like. The record is from RefSeq and is a predicted model, not a curated record. The coding region runs from base 298 to 888 and encodes 196 amino acids. Gene Ontology annotation, molecular function: protein binding. Lineage: Eukaryota; Metazoa; Chordata; Actinopteri; Cypriniformes; Cyprinidae. The transcript has 7 exons.
UGCAGAAUCACUGAAGAAGGUUAUAAAGCUCUGGCUUCAGCUCUGAGAUCAAAUCGUUCUCACCUGAAAGAGCUGGAUCUCACAGGAAAUGAUCCUGGACAAUCAGGAGUGAAGGAGCUUGUAAAUGUACUGCAGGGUCAUUUGUGUAAACUCAGGUUUUUACAAAGUCCUGCAGCAGUUGAAGCCUGUCAGUAUGUGACUAGAGUUCUCAAUAUAAAAGACCCAUUAACCCUGAGUGAGCUGAAUCUGAGUGAACAUAAACUAGAACUAAAGAAUAUAGAGCAGCUUGCUGCCCUGAUGCAGGAUAAACACUCUAGACUCAACAAACUUCAGCUGUGUGACUGUGAUCUAACAGAGGAAAGCUGCUUAGUUCUCGCUACAGUCCUGAGAUCAAACUCCUGUCUGAAAGAACUUGACAUGAGCAACAAUAAUCUGCAGGAUUCAGGAAUAAAGAAACUCCAGAACGGAUUAGAAAAUAAAAACUGCACACUCAAAAAACUCAAACUUUCAUACUGCAGUAUCACAGAAGAAGGUUAUAAAGCUCUGGCUUCAGCUCUGAGAUCAAACCCUUCACACCUGAUAGAGCUGGAUCUCAGAGGAAAUGAUCCUGGACAAUCAGGAGUGAAGCAGCUCAGUGAUUUACUACAGGAUCCAAACUGUCAACUGAAGACACUGAGGUUUUUGAGUCCGGAUGCAGAAAAGGCUUCUGAAAAUGUGCCUGGACUUGUGGGUAAAAAUCUGUUGCUGGUAAAAGAGUUGAAUCUGAGUAAUGUUAAACUAAAAGACACACGAGUGAAUCAGAUCGCUGCUCUACUGCGGGAUAAACACUGUCAACUCAACACGGUGAUUCUGUGUGGAUGCAGUAUUACAGAGAAACAGUGUUACUAA